This is a messenger RNA of Nycticebus coucang (slow loris), 6793 nucleotides long. It is a transcript of the gene PLEKHG5, whose product is annotated as pleckstrin homology and RhoGEF domain containing G5. Gene Ontology annotation, cellular component: endocytic vesicle; axon; plasma membrane. Gene Ontology annotation, molecular function: guanyl-nucleotide exchange factor activity. The coding region runs from base 2322 to 5324 and encodes 1000 amino acids. The record is from RefSeq and is a predicted model, not a curated record. The transcript has 21 exons. Gene Ontology annotation, biological process: endothelial cell migration; Rho protein signal transduction. Lineage: Eukaryota; Metazoa; Chordata; Mammalia; Primates; Lorisidae.
GAGGCAAGAGAAUCGCUUGAGCCCAGGAGCUGGAGGUUGCUGUGAGCCGUGAUGCCACAGCACUCCACCAGGGUGACAGCUUGAGGCUCUGUUUCAAAAACAAACAAGAAAAAAACCCUGGUGAUGUCCCCCUGUCUCUCUGUCCCUGGCUGACCUGAGGCUAGCCUCCCAAUCCAUCUCUCUCUUUCCAGAGACCCAAGAGAGGAUGUGAAUGUGGUUAAUUCUGGGAUCUUGAGCUACACACACUGGCUUCUAGGCCUGACUCUGCUGGCCGUGUGACCUUAGACAAGUUACUUAAUCUCCCUGAGCCUCAUUUGCCUCUUGUGUAAAAUAGGUACAAUAACAGCCCCUACCUUGUGGGAUGAGAGAAAAUGACAAUGACGCAUGUAAUGCCCUCAGUGCAGCCUUGGUAUGUCAUGACCACGUUGCACAUGGAGCCCAGACUUUUCCAGGCCUCUUCACCCUCCUGUCUUCACUUACCUUCUCUACUGUCCAGGCCAUCCUCACUCUGUCAGCUUGGAAAUCUCUAACUGGGUUUUUGCCAUCCAAAAACUCUCUAGUGCCUGUCCACUGCUUUAAUUUAUGUAUAUAUAUGUAUAUAUAUCUUUUGUUGUUGUUGUUGAGACAGCGUCCCAACCUAUGCCCUGAGCAGAGUGCAAUGGGGUCAUAGCUCAUUGUAACCUCAGACUCAGGCAGUGGCCAUCCCACUGCCUCAGCCUCCAGAAGUUGCUGGGGUUACAGGCACUCGCUGUGGUGCCUGGCUGGGUUUUUCAUUUUUUUAUAAGUCAGGGUCUCACUCUCUCAGGCAAGUCUUGAACUCCUGAGCUGAAGCAAUUCUCCCUCCUCAGCCUCCCACAAAGCUGGGAUUAUAGGCGUGAGGCACCGCACCGGCAAUAUAUGUAUUUUUUUGAGAUCGAGUCUUAUUUUGUCACCCUCAGUAGAGUGCUAUGGUGUCAUAACUCACAGCAACCUCAAAACUCUUGGGCUCAAACGAUCCUCUUGCCUCAGCCUCCCAAGUAGCUGGGAUUACAGGCAUAUGCCACCAUGCCUGGCUAAUUUUUCUAUUUUGAGUAGAGAUUGGGUCUUGCUCUUGCUCAGGCAGGUCUUGAACUCCUGAGCUCAGGCAAUUCACCCACCUGGGCCUCCCAGGGUGCUGGGAUUACAGGUGUGAGCCCCCAUGCCUGGCCUUGCUUUAAUUAAUAAACUUUUAAUUAAAGUAUUUAAUUGGUUUUGGGGCUGACUAGGUGUGGGGGCAACAAUGUGAAACAGGCAGCCUAUCAGGUGGCAGGAAAUCCCAGGGAGAGAAAGGGAGUGUGGCGUGACUUAGAAGGAGCAGAAAGUGACUUGGAGCCAAGGUCUGCAGUAGGGGAGGGCAGGCAGGGAGCUGGGCUUUUCUCUCUCUGAGGGAAAAGCAUCUGGGGUCAGGGCCAGGGUCAAGGUGGAGCGCCCCUGAAGGGACAUGUCUGAGGACAGCCAGCAGGCCAGCAAUGGGGCAGAGGAAGCAGGAUGAGAGAUCACCGGGUGGGGUGACCCUAACUCUAACCCUCACCUGACCCCUGUGGGCUUUUAUUCAGAGCGAGAGGGGAGCCAUUGGAGAGUCUUGAGUAGAUAUAAUGUGACUCCUGUUCGAACAGGGGCCACUUUGGCUGCCCAUGGAGAACAGAUGGGGAAGGUGAGGCCGGUUUUGAAGUCAUUGUCACCCAGCUGAGAGAUAGCAGUGUCCUGAAGAGCAGAGGCUGAGCUAUGGCUACAGAUGCUAAAGGGGAGCCGAGGGAAUAUCUGGACUCAUGGAUGGGGAUGUGAAAGAAAAAGUUAAGGGUGAUGCCAAAGUUUUUGUCCUAAUGUAUUAGUUUCCAGAGUAGUUGUAACAAAUUAACACCAAUUGGCUUUAGAGCAACAGAAUUAUUCUCUCCCAGUUCUCUAGCCCAGAAGCGUGACAUCCAGGUGUCAGCAGGGAUUGCUCCCUCUGAAGCCUCUCCAGGAGGUUCCUUCCUUGUCUCUCCCAACUUCCAGGGGCCCCAGAUGUUCCUUGGCUUGUAGGUGCAUCAUUCCGGUCUCUGCCUCUGUUGUCAUGUGGCCCUCUUCCUGUGUGUCCUGUCUCCGCACCUCCUCUCCACUUCUUAGAAUGACAAUAGUCAUGUGCUUACUGCAGACCCUGUGAUUACAUACUCCCUAUGACUAAAUCCUGACUACAUCUGCAAUGACCCUGUUUCCAGAUAAGGCCACAUUCUGAGGUAUGCCACCACACCGACUGCCAGCAACUCCACCGCCAAGGCCCUCUCAAUCUCUGCGAGGCCUGUGACAGUAAGUUUCACAGCGCCAUGUAUUAUGACGGGCACGUCCGCUUCGACCUACCCCUGCAAGGCUCUGUCCUGGCCCGGAAUGUGUCCACCCGGUCAUGUCCCCCACGCACCAGCCCUGCAGUGGACUUGGAGGAGGAAGAGGACAUCUCCGUGGACAGCAAAGGGGACCGGAAGAGUACAGGCUUGAAACUCUCCAAGAAGAAGGCCAGGAGGAGAUACACAGAUGACCCUAGCAAGGAGUGCUUCACCCUGAAAUUUGACCUGAAUGUGGACAUUGAGACAGAGAUUGUGCCAGCCAUGAAGAAGAAGUCUCUGGGGGAGGUGCUGCUGCCAGUAUUUGAAAGGAAGGGCAUCACACUGGGCAAAGUGGACAUCUACCUGGACCAGUCCAACACACCCCUGUCCCUCACCUUUGAGGCCUACAGGUUCGGAGGACAUUACCUUCGGGUCAAAGCCAAGCCAGGGGACGAGGGCAAGGUGGAGCAGGGAGUGAAGGACUCCAAGUCUCUGAGUCUGCCUAUCCUACGGCCGGCUGGGCCAGGGCCCCCUGUGCUGGAGCGUGUGGACCCCCAGAGCCGCUGGGAGAGCCUGGAUAUCUUGGCCCCCAGCCGCCGACGGAAAAACAUGUCAGAGUUCCUGGGGGAAGCGAGCGUCCCGGGCCAGGAGCCCCCCACACCCUCCAGCUGCUCUCUGCCCAGCAGCGGCAGUGGCAGCACCAGCAGUGGGGGUGGUGACAGCUGGAAGAACAGGGCAGCCAGUCGCUUCAGUGGCUUCUUUAGCUCAGGCCCCAGCACCAGCACCUUUGGACGGGAGGUAGACAAGAUGGAGCAGCUAGAGGGCAAGCUGCAUGCCUAUGGCCUCUUUGGGCUGCCCAGGCUGCCCCGGAGGCUGCGCUUUGACCAUGACUCCUGGGAGGAGGAGGAUGACGAUGAGGAGGAUGAGGAUGAGGACAGUGCCUGCCUGAGGGUGGAGGACAGCUGGAGGGAGCUCAUUGAUGGGCAUGAGAAACUGACCCGGCGGCAGUGCCACCAGCAGGAGGCGGUGUGGGAGCUGUUGCACACAGAGGUGGCUUACAUCAGGAAACUGCGGGUGAUCACCAAUCUGUUUCUGUGCUGCCUUCUGAACCUGCAGGAGUCGGGGCUGUUGUGUGAGGUGGAGGCCGAGCGCCUGUUCAGCAACAUCCUGGAGAUCGCGCGGCUGCACCGCGGGCUGUGGGGCAGUGUGAUGGUACCGGUGCUGGAGAAGGCGCGGCGCACGCGGGCGCUCCUGCAGCCCGGGGACUUCCUCAAAGGCUUCAAGAUGUUCGGCUCCCUCUUCAAACCCUACAUCCGAUACUGCAUGGAGGAGGAGGGCUGCAUGGAGUACAUGCGAGGCCUGCUGCGCGACAACGACCUCUUCCGCGCUUACGUCACGUGGGCCGAGAAGCAGCCCCAGUGCCAGCGUCUGAAGCUGAGCGACAUGCUGGCCAAGCCCCACCAGCGGCUCACCAGGUACCCGCUGCUGCUCAAGUCGGUGCUGAGGAAGACAGAUGAGAGGCGGGCCAAGGAGGCGGUCGUUACCAUGAUCGGCUCAGUGGAGCGCUUCAUCCACCACGUGAACGCGUGCAUGCGGCAGCGACAGGAGCGCCAGCGGCUGGCGGCGGUGGUGAGCCGAAUCGACGCCUACGAGGUGGUGGAGGGCAGCAACGACGAGGUGGACAAGCUCCUGAAGGAAUUUCUGUACCUGGACCUAACAGCGCCCAUCUCCGGUGCUUCUCUGGAGGAGACGCGACAGCUGCUGCUGGAGGGGAGCCUGAAGAUGAAGGAGGGGAAGGACAGCAAGAUGGACGUGUACUGCUUCCUCUUCACGGAUCUGCUCUUAGUCACCAAGGCAGUGAAGAAGGCUGAGAAGACCAAAGUCAUCAGGCCACCACUGCUGGUAGACAAGAUUGUGUGCCGGGAGCUGCGAGACCCUGGCUCCUUCCUCCUCAUCUACCUGAAUGAGUUUCACAGCGCUGUGGGGGCCUACACGUUCCAGGCCAGUGGCCAGGCCUUGUGCCGUGGCUGGGUGGAUGCCAUUUACAAUGCUCAGAACCAGCUCCAACAGCUGCGGGCACAGGAACACUCCAGCAGCCAGCAGCACCUGCAGAGCCUGGUAGAGGAGGAUGAACAGGAGGAGGAAGGGGAGGAGAGUAGCACCUCUGCUGCUAGUUCCCCUACCAUCCUGCGUAGAAGCAGCAACAGCCCAGACUCCCAACAUUGCGCCUCGGACGGCUCCACGGAGACACUGGCCAUGGUAGUGGUGGAGCCUGAGGAGGCAUUGUCCUCCCCCGAGUUUGACGGUGGCCCCUUCAGCUCCCAGUCAGAUGAGACCUCUCUCAGCACCACUGCCUCAUCCAUCAUGCCCACCGGGGAGCUGCUGCCCCUGGGCCCUGUGGAUGGCCGCUCCUGCUCCAUGGACUCUGCCUACGGCACCCUGUCCCCAACCUCCCUGCAGGACUUUGCAGGCCCUGCCCCUGUGGCAGAGGCAGUACCCCGGCCCCCGGAAUUGGCACGAGCCCCUUCCCCACCACCAUCGCCCCGCCUCCGCCGUCGCACCCCUGUCCAGUUGCUGCCCUGCCUGCCCCACCUGCUCAAGUCCAAAUCUGAGGCCAGCCUCCUCCAGCUGCUGUCAGGAGCUGGCACCCAUGGAACGCCCCCAGCCCCCAGCCGCAGCCUAUCAGAGCUCUGCCUGGCUGCUCUAGCCCCAGGUGCUAGGACUCGGGACUGCUCUCAGGAAGCUGGGCCCAGCUGGGGGGCAUCCAGUCCUUACAGUGGCCCCAAACCAUUAGAGCCUGAGAACAGAGCCACCUGCUUGGUUGAGGAGCCUGCAGGCUCUGCCAGGAGGAGGUGCAGAGAGCUGUCCUCUGGGAGCUCGCCUGGGGUUCAGCCAGAGCCCCUUCCAGGGGUCUCUGCCCAGCACCGGAAGCUGACACUAGCCCAGCUCUACCGAAUCAGGACGACCCUGCUGCUUAACUCCACUCUCACUGCCUCGGAGGUCUGAACAGAGGGAGGCCCCGGAGAGUGCCACUGACCAAGGGACAGCAGACAAGCAUGCCUCCUGAGAGGUACUGGCACCUGCUUCAGCUGCUGUUCCUGUGUGCAUGCACCGGAUUGCUGGGAAGGACCUCUGUACCAUCUGGGGCCCAAUUUGCACUUUGCUAGGCUGGACAGAGUGGGGGAGCCUACAGCCCAGGCUACAGUAGCCCCCAAACACCCGUGCAGGGGUCCCUUGUCUCCUAUACCCUGAGGCUCCCAGUUCUCCUCCAGGCUGGGCUGGGCUCCCAGACUGCCCUUCUCGCCUGUACUCUCCUUGGCCUCCAAUGGGUCAUGUUCCUGCCCUGUCCCUGCCUUCCCUAGGUCCCACGGUCCACCCCAGGCUUGGGCUGGGCUCUAUGUAAAGUUACAUAUUUAUUGAGCUUUGGUUCUUUUAUAAAGACUUGUACAUACUUCACUGGGAAGAGUCCUUUGCUUUUGGAAGCCACUCCCUUUCUGACUCAGGUGUAUUUGAGCUCAGGUCAAGCUCUGGUUGGGCACCUCCGUGUGCCCCUGUGCCACUCCAUCUGUAGUCAGGCACCAGUAGAGUACACUUAGAAAGCGGUCUCAAAGUAAGGCGGGUGAGAGUGUCACCAAACAAACAGCCCAGGACUCUUUCCUUGCUUCAGCCCUGAGCUCUGCCAUUAGAUCCUCAUGGGAUGCUGCCUGGGAUUCAAUGUUAUGGAAUGCAAGAUUUUAUUUAUUUAUUUUUUAUUUUUUUUUUGAGACAGAGUCUCACUCUGUCGCCCUGGGUAGAGUGUCGUGGCAUCACAGCUCACAGCAAGCUCUCAACUCCUGGGCUUAAGCGAUUCUCUUGCCUCAGCCACCCAAGUAGCUGGGACUACAGGCACCCGCCACAAUGCCCGGCUAUUUUUUGGUUGCAGUUCGGCCGGGGUCGGGUUUGAACCCGCCACCCUUGGUAUAUGGGGCUGGCGCCUUACCGACUGAGCCACAGGUGCCGCCCAUGGAAUGCAAGAUUUUAAAGGCUCGCCAGAGACAUCAAUUAAUUAAAACCAAUUUUAGGAGUCUUUAUUAGGUUGGCCAACCGACCCUCCCUCUACGUGGAUACAGAGGGAAUAGCACAGGCCAUGAGAAGGGAUUAUAUAAGGUAAAUUAUAUUAUCAGGGGCUACAUGCAAUCCAGCCGGCAAGCAAGCAAGCAACCGACUUCUGUCAUCUGUUACAGAAGCAAAAAGCAUCACAGCACUUGCAGUUACAAUAGUCACAGAUCCCAAGUCACAGAUCACAAAACUGAGUAGGGAAACAAUUUUACUCUGAACAAUGGGUCAGACAAUAAUAGCAGUGUCAUACUGGCAGCUACUCCGUUUGUUGUUUAAUUUUUUUUUUUUUUUGCAGUUUUUUUGGCCGGGACUGGGUUUGAACCCACCACCUCUGGCAUAUGGGGCCAGCACCCUACUCCUUUGAGCCACAGGUGCCA